Molecule: messenger RNA, 3437 nt
Organism: Oldenlandia corymbosa var. corymbosa
Lineage: Eukaryota; Viridiplantae; Streptophyta; Magnoliopsida; Gentianales; Rubiaceae
Source: the annotation of a GenBank genome assembly
AAAGCGGUUAAAGAGAUCUCUUUGACUAUUACAGGAAAAAAAAAAGAAAAAAAGAGAGAAGCUUUCCAAUUUCCAUUGACGCCCACAGAUUAAAAAGCCCAGAUUCCAUUUAUAACUUUGUUUUUCUUCCCUACUAUUUCUGGAAAUUCAAACUUUAUUUUUCUUCUUCUUAUCAAACCUUCUUCAUUCAUUUCAUCACAGUAGUAGAAAGUUAAAAUAUUAUUAAUUUUUGGGUGCUCUUUCCACGCUACCUUUGUCAGAUUAUUACUGUUUACACACACAGCAUAGCGACACACCUUCUUCCUUCCAUUGUUUCUCCCUUCUCAGCUCAUCACUGAUUUCUUCCCAAACCGAAAACUAUGCCUUCCCAUCACUUGCUUCUUGAGGAACCCAUCCGGAUGGCUUCAAUUCUUGAGCCAUCUAAGCCUAACUUCUUCCCUGCAAUGACCAAGAUCGUUGGGACUCUGGGUCCUAAAUCGCGGUCGGUGGAGAUUAUCUCCGGCUGUCUCAAGGCUGGAAUGUCCGUGGCUAGGUUUGAUUUUUCAUGGGGUGCCGCUGAAUUUCAUCAAGAGACAUUGGAGAACUUGAAGGUGGCUAUUAAGAGUACUAAGAAGCUUUGCGCGGUUAUGCUAGAUACCGUGGGUCCAGAAUUACAAGUUGUUAACAAAACAGAACAACCUAUUUUGCUUGAAGCUGAAUCUCUGGUAACACUGACGCCUGAUCAAGGCAAGGAAGCUACUUCUAAUUUGCUCCCUAUCAAUUUCACUGGGUUAGCAAAGGCUGUCAAGACUGGAGAUACUAUUUUCAUUGGUCAAUACUUAUUCACCGGGAGUGAGACAACCUCUGUCUGGCUUGAGGUGCGUGAGGUGAAAGGGGAAGAUGUUGUUUGUCUUAUCAAGAAUUCAGCGACAUUGGCUGGGUCCCUAUUCACUUUGCAUGUCUCUCAAAUUCACAUUGAGUUGCCCACCCUGACUGAAAAAGAUAAGGAGGUUAUAAGCACCUGGGGUGUCAAAAACAACAUAGAUUUCCUUUCACUGUCAUACACAAGGCAUGCAGAAGAUGUUCGGCAUGCUCGUGAAUUUCUUUCAAAGUUGGGUGACCUCAGUCAGACCCACAUAUUUGCGAAGAUUGAAAAUGUGGAGGGAUUGACUCACUUUGACGAGAUCCUUCAAGAAGCUGAUGGAAUUAUCCUUUCUCGUGGAAAUCUGGGAAUCGAUCUUCCCCCUGAGAAGGUGUUUUUAUUUCAAAAAGCUGCUGUGCACAAGUGCAACAUGGCUGGGAAACCAGCUGUGGUCACACGUGUUGUAGAUAGUAUGACUGACAACUUGAGACCCACCCGUGCUGAGGCAACAGAUGUAGCGAAUGCUGUAUUGGAUGGUAGUGACGCUAUUCUUCUUGGUGCGGAAACAUUGCGUGGAUUGUACCCUGUUGAGACAAUUUCUAUUGUUGGUAAAAUUUGCGCUGAGGCUGAGAAGGUUUACAAUCAAGAUGUCUAUUUCAAGAAAACCGUUAAAUAUGUUGGAGAACCAAUGUCUCACUUGGAAUCGAUUGCUUCCUCUGCGGUUCGUGCUGCCAUUAAAGUGAAAGCAUCUGUUAUCAUUUGCUUUACUUCAUCUGGAAGAGCUGCAAGAUUAAUAGCAAAAUAUAGACCAACAAUGCCAGUUUUAUCCGUUGUCAUUCCUCGACUCAAGACCAAUCAGCUACGCUGGACAUUUAGUGGUGCUUUUGAGGUAUGUAAGCUGUGUGGAGUUUCAAGAUCAGCUUCUCUAAUAUUUUGCAGCAUCCCUCCAACUUUUAUAUCUUUUCUUGUGUUAGAUUUUUUUCCUUUCCAACUCCCAUUCAAAAAAUCCGCGACUGCAAUUUUUGUUUCUUGUUAAAUAUUUGUCCUCAAAUGACUUGAGUUGAGUCUUCAAGGUAUUGAACAUGCAAGCAUUGUGUAGUACUAUCGUGAAAGAGGGUUUAGAGUUCUGUCGGCAUUAGUUGAUUUCGGGUUAGAGUUUUCAUUUCUUAAGUUUAUCCUGAACGAAGAAGUAUUCAUUUGGGUGUGCUCAGAUAGAAAGUAACAGUGCAGAGGCAUUUGUUCGUCGCUGUUGAUAAUUUUAACAACCUGUUUCUUCUUUGAUGAUCUACUUGCAGGCUAGGCAGUCUCUCAUAGUCAGAGGCCUCUUCCCCAUGCUUGCAGAUCCCCGACAUCCUGUAAGCAAUUGUUUUAUGUUCAUUAAAAAUCUAUUAGUUAGGUGUCAUCAAGUAUGCAUUAUGAAUCGUUUUUCAAUUGCCUACUUCACUUGAUUCAUUUAUCCUUCCAUGUUUGAAUUCCCUUUUUUCAAAAAAAGUUUCGGUAAGAAGUUGUAAUUGUGAAUCUGGGCCUAUCAGGGGAAACAAAAAAAUAUUUCACACGUUGCACUAUUUCCCUAUCCCCGCAUUCAAUGUAUUAUGAGCGUGUGAUUGUCAAAUUUAGAUCUUCUUUCUUGCGACGAUGAAUUUCAACAGUGAUUUGAACUUACAAACCAUUUAUUGGUUUUGUAGGCCGAGUCAACAAAUGCAACAAAUGAGUCAAUCUUGAAGGUGGCGCUGGAUCAUGGCAAGACCGCUGGUAUAAUAAAACCGCAUGACCGAGUUGUUGUUUGCCAAAAAGUGGGUGAUGCAUCCGUUGUCAAGAUCAUUGAGCUUGAAGAUUAAAGCUGAGAGUGUUGUGUAUUUUUCCCAUUUUCAAUUUCCGCAUAGGUAGAGAAGGUCCCCUUCUGCAGUAUCUUAGUAUGAAUUUCGAUUGAGUGGAUUCUGAGCAGUUUGUCAUGCAUGGGAGGAGGCAUUUAAUAGAACCAUCUGAUGUAAAACCUAAAAUCUAAGUUUUCAGGGAUCGUAUAGUGUAAGAUGCCGCUCACUUUGAAGUGUGCUUGGCGAUACAUGGCUGUAGAUGAAAUUUGAAACUGACGGAUCAUCCUUGAAUGUGUAGGAGUUGUGCUAAUAAUAAUAAUAAUAAAAAAAAGAGGAAAUAAACAUGGUUCUAUAUUCCAGAUCAAGUACCAACCAAGGAUUCAUCAACCCAUUGGGGUGUCCAUAUUCACUACUACUUGCGCUGUUUCCGAAAUGAUAACGUAGUUAAAAACCGAAGAGGCGUUUAAACUUCGAAUGAAUGAAUGAAUGAAUCUGUCUCCCAAACCAGUGUUUCGCAUUAAAUUUUCUGUGGUUUUUUGUGUGUUUGUGUGUCCUUUGGUGUGUUUUUCUUCAGCAUCAAGGAUGUCGAUGGAUACUGGAAAUGUGAAGGAUGAAACUCGGAAAAAAGAGUCAAUUGGUGAGGAGGACGAAGAAGUGGUGCAAUGCUGGGAAGCCCUUAAAAAAGACAAUCAUUGCAAAUUCCAGACCAGGUACUAUUACAUCUCAUUCAUCCGAUGAGCAAAUAAGGAGUGAGACAGAUAUUAUCAGAAAGCUGUAGAGCG